Microthlaspi erraticum is the source of this 996-nucleotide messenger RNA. Lineage: Eukaryota; Viridiplantae; Streptophyta; Magnoliopsida; Brassicales; Brassicaceae. The record is from the annotation of a GenBank genome assembly.
AUGAUGGAUGCAACGUCAGAAUCAGAGAGAAACAGCUUAGACCUAUCGAUCUCAUCACCAAAACAAGCUUACUACGUUGAGAGCCCCUCAAGCGUGUCCCAAGUAUACGACGGUGACAAAUCCUCUUCCUCUGCCUCCCUCAUUCAGAUUCAAACCCCAAACUACACCAUCCUCACAGAGUCACGUCUCUCUUCUUCAAGCCGCACAUCCAAUGGCACAAGCGGUGUUGGAUUCCGGUGGAAAGGAAGCUCCCGGAGGAGAGACCUGUACUGGCUUGAGAGGCCUUACACGAUCGACGAAGAGGAGGAAUUUAACGAAGAGAACAGAGGAUUGUCUGUUGGACAGUGCAGAGCCGUUAUGGUUGUUUUAGGGAUUGUUGUUCUCUUCUCUGUUUUUUGCUCUGUUCUGUGGGGAGCUUCUCAUCCUUUCUCACCUGUCGUCUCUGUCAAGAGCUUUAACCUCCAUAGCUUUUAUUACGGAGAAGGAAUAGACAGAACAGGAGUCGCCACCAAGAUUCUUACCUUUAACAGCUCAGUGAAAGUGAUGAUAGACAGUCCUGCUCCUUACUUUGGCAUCCAUGUCUCUUCUUCUAACUUCAAUCUCACUUUCUCUGCUCUCACUCUCGCCACUGGUCAGGUAAAUUCACUCACUGCUGCUCCUAUGUUACAUCAUCAUCAAAAUCUGAUCUUUUCAAGUUUUGUGUUUGUGAAGCUUAAGAGUUAUUACCAACCAAGAAAGAGCAAACACACAGCCAUUGUGAAGCUCAUAGGCGCAGAGGUUCCUCUCUAUGGAGCAGGACCAAACUUAGCUGCUUCAGACAAGAAAGGAAGAGUUCCAGUGAAGCUGGAGUUUGAGAUCAGAUCACAAGGGAAUCUUUUGGGGAAGCUUGUCAAGUCUAAGCACUUGAAUCACAUCUCUUGCUCUUUCUUCAUCUCCUCCAAAACCUCCAAACCAAUAGAAUUCACUCACAAGACCUGUAAAUUCACUACCAAGUGA